CUCACUUAACAUGUCUCCCACUUAGUAUUCCCUCAGGUAGUAUGGCCGACGGUUCUCCCCGCCCCCAGGGUGGCGCAGUGUCAGGCCGGUGAUCUGCUGGCUCGGAUUGUUCUAGUAGCUGUAGUGUCAUUCGGGGCACCAUGAGCCUCACCCCGCAGGUGUAUUGGGCGCAGAGGCACCACGAGCUAUAUAUCCGGGUGGAGCUCAGCGAUGUGCAGAACCCAGACAUCACCAUUACAGACAAUGUCCUGCAUUUCAAGGCUUUGGGACAUGGUGCUAAAGGGGUUAAUACAUAUGAGUUUUCACUGGAGUUUCUUGAACCGGUGAAAGCAAAGGUACUACAGGGAUCCACUCAACGCCAUGUUAGCCUAACUGUGAAGAAGAGUGAAAGCCGCUGGUGGCCUCGCCUGACCAAGCAGGAACGCAAACCCCUGUUUCUGGUUCCGGACUUUGAUCGCUGGCUUGAUGAAUCUGAUGCAGAGAUGGAGCUCAGGGAGAAGGAAGAAGAGAGAAUAUCAAAAAUUCGCACAGAAUCUAGAGUCCGAGAAGAUCCUUUCCUCUAUGUGAAGCGUGUGUACUUGUUCAUGUACAAUCUGGUGCAGUUCUUGGGGUUCUCUUGGAUAUUUGUCAAUAUGACCGUCCGACUCUUUAUUUUGGGAAAAGACUCCUUCUAUGACACGUUUCACACAAUGUCUGACAUGAUGUAUUUCUGCCAGACCCUGGCUGUUUUGGAGAUUAUAAAUCCCUUAAUAGGAUUGGUGAAAACUGGAGUUGUGCCAGCAUUGAUCCAGGUGCUGGGCAGGAAUUUCAUACUUUUUAUCAUCCUUGGGCAACUGGAUGAAAUGCAAAGCAAAGGGGCGGUCUUCUUUGUGUUCUACUCGUGGAGCGCCAUUGAGAUUUUCAGGUAUCCAUUCUACAUGCUGGCCUGCAUAGACAUGCAUUGGAAGCUGCUGACAUGGCUCAGGUACACCAUCUGGAUUCCACUCUACCCACUGGGGGCUUUGUCAGAAGCUGUUUGUGUCGUCCUGUCAAUGCCUAUUUUUACUGAGACCGGGAAAUUCAGCCUGCAGCUCCCAUCGCCUCUGAAUCUGAACAUCAGCUUCUCCAUCUUUCUUACCUUCUACCUGGUGCUCUUAUUUUUGGGGCUUGCCAUCAAUUUCCGCCACUUGCACAAGCAAAGACGCAGACGAUUGGGAAGUCGGAAGAGAAAGAUGCAUUAAAGUCGGAAAGUUUUUAUUUGUUUUUAAAGCUGAUGAGAAGAGAAUUUAUAAUUUAAAAAUAAUUGUUUUUUUUUUUUUUUUUUCUCUCCCCUCACAAUCUAUUUUUAUUUUUUUAAUUGCUGGGACCAAAGGGUUAAUAAUGAGUACAUUUCUGAGCCCCAUUCCAUCACCCUCAGAGUUCUAGUAACAGGCCUCAUCUGGGCAUUGGUGACAUCUCUGACACAUCUAUAUAGGCCAGUGUUUCCCAACCAGGGUGCCUCCAGCUGUUGCAAAACUACAACUCCCAGCAUCGGCUGUCUGGGCAUGCUGGGAGUUGUAGUUUUGCAACAGCUGGAAGCACCUUGGUUGGGAAACACUGAUAUAGGUAGAUGAAUAUGUGAUAUCACCAACCAUUGGUUUGAAGGAGAACAGUCGUCCAUAAGUUACAUGAAGGUCACAUGACACAUAUUUAGAGCCUUUCCCUACCACAGAGCAUGGGCACAACCUCUACAAAUCUUAGACUACUUAAAUUUGCAUCAGCGGGUUCUGAAGACGUAGUUAAGAGAUGAAUUGAAUCUUUAUAAUUUUUUAUUUUUUUUGUAGUGCGGAAGUAUUCCUGGCAAUAUGUAAAAGCUGCCGUCCAAAUAACUGUUUAUGAUCUGCAUUUGUUAUGGUGCUGUGCCACCAAAGUCACUUUUAUGUUCUUGUGGUAUUGUAUUUUGUGUAAAAUAAAACCAAAAUUGGGAUUUUUUUUCUGUAUCAGAUUCAAUGAUUAUUGUAUUGGAAUAAAAGACAAUAUAAAUGAA
Molecule: messenger RNA, 2005 nt
Organism: Hyla sarda
Lineage: Eukaryota; Metazoa; Chordata; Amphibia; Anura; Hylidae
Gene: HACD3
Product: 3-hydroxyacyl-CoA dehydratase 3
Exons: 11
Coding region: 141-1220 (359 amino acids)
Biological process (GO): sphingolipid biosynthetic process; very long-chain fatty acid biosynthetic process; fatty acid elongation
Cellular component (GO): endoplasmic reticulum membrane
Molecular function (GO): 3-hydroxyacyl-CoA dehydratase activity
Source: RefSeq, a predicted model, not a curated record